This is a messenger RNA of Phacochoerus africanus (Common warthog), 400 nucleotides long. It is a transcript of the gene NDUFA3, whose product is annotated as NADH:ubiquinone oxidoreductase subunit A3. Lineage: Eukaryota; Metazoa; Chordata; Mammalia; Artiodactyla; Suidae. Gene Ontology annotation, cellular component: mitochondrial inner membrane. The record is from RefSeq and is a predicted model, not a curated record. Bases 82 to 336 code for a protein of 84 amino acids. The transcript is spliced from 4 exons.
CGCGGACUCGGACGGCAGCGGCCGUGCGCGAGGACCACAACUCCCAGAGCGCCCCGCGUCCACGCCGCCGCCGAGACCAAGAUGGCCGGGAGAAUCGCCUCCUUCCUAAAGAAUGCCUGGGCCAAGGAGCCGGUGCUGGUGGCGUCCUUCGCCAUCGGGGGCCUCGCUAUAAUUCUGCCCUCCCUCAGCCCCUACACCAACUACGCCAUCAGGAUCAACCGGGCCACACCCUACAACUACCCAGUGCCCCUCCGAGAUGAUGGGAACAUGCCCGACGUGCCCAGCCACCCCCAGGACCCCCAGGGCCCCAGCCUGGAGUGGCUGAAGAACCUGUGAGCACCUCCGCUGGCAGGGAGAGAGGCCGCCUCCCCAGCGGCCCCCAAUAAAAAUAUGAAAACCA